This is a messenger RNA of Symbiodinium sp. CCMP2456, 928 nucleotides long. The record is from the annotation of a GenBank genome assembly. Lineage: Eukaryota; Dinophyceae; Suessiales; Symbiodiniaceae.
AUGCAUGUCCUCGGUGCCGCCCUGGCAUUUCCAGCGCCAACAAUGGCUGAAGCCCAGAUCGAGGAGCUUUCUCAUUGGUCGAAGUUUGAACUAGAUUUCGUCAUCGCUGGAGUUGACAAUUGUGGCACCACUUCUCUUGGCCGCUGGUUGCAGCAGCUGGAAGAGGUGGAGUUUAGUCGAGGCGGUGAAGAAGAUGCGUCGUUUUUUUCACACGACAGGCUCUUGCCUUACGUGUCUGAGGUCCAGGCUUUCAACUCACAGUGGCGGAGUCCGUCAACUUUGAAAGGGCUGAGACAUCCAAGCUUGUGGGCUCACCUUCGUGUCCGCAUGGCUCUAGCCCGUAUUCAGCGCUUGCGAGUCUUGCUUGUUGUUUGCGAUCCAUUGAGCCGUAUUGACAAGGCUUUCUGGUGGUAUCAUAUCUGUAACCCUCCGCUGCCGCACCCAGAGGCAGGCCCGCUGCUGCGCACACCGGGGACCUGCUUUCGCAGCAUUUCCAGCGUCCUGGAGGACCCGCAAUUCCUCAGGCGUUUUGAGGUACGGAGGCAUCUGGAGCAUAUACAGCGACUUUUUCAUCAGAGACUGGCCGUACUGCAUCAAGAGCAUCUGCGACUGCAAGCCCCUGAUGCAUUCUACAGCACCCUGUACUUUCUUGGGCUUCCCGCUCCCGAGUGGGUUCGGUUGACGCGGCACAACCACCGCCCUGGACAUCGCACGGACCUGUGCCACAAUGCCACGCUUGUCCGGCAGUUCAAGGAGCUCCUGGCACCGGAGUAUGUCUACCUGGAGCAACUGUUGAACAAAGUCGGGAUGUUGCCCGUGCCGGAACAGCUGCUGCUUCGGCAGUCGCGGUGUGACCGACUCGAGGAGCUGUGGGAAGGAGAAGAUUGGAGAAAGCGAGUGAUGCUGAUGGUGUUCAUGAUGGCGAUAG